This is a messenger RNA of Bactrocera oleae (olive fruit fly), 3706 nucleotides long. Its product is annotated as IDLSRF-like peptide. Gene Ontology annotation, molecular function: protein binding. The record is from RefSeq and is a predicted model, not a curated record. NCBI's taxonomy places the organism in Eukaryota, Metazoa, Arthropoda, Insecta, Diptera, Tephritidae.
CUCAGUUAGUAUAUUAAGGAUAGCGAAAAGCUUCCAACGAAUCAGUCGAGUUUGAAACUUACACUCAAGUGGAGUUGCGAUUACGAGUUGUUGGCUCGUACUCAAACGUACAGUAGUUGCUUGUGUAGUGUAGUUUCUUUGCUAAGUAGAACAAUGUAAAUGCAUAUAAUUUGCGUGCAUUCGAAAAAAGAUUUUACAUACAUAACGAAACCUUAAUUUAAUUCUUAAUGCUUGUGAAGGCAUUGUAGCAGUAAAUAUACAAACGAAAACGAAGCUUAGCGGUAUACUCGUAUUGUCCACAAGUUAAAUAACAACUGGAACACAUUUUGUUGUAGCAUACUUUUUAGAGCGAUAAACUCCAAUAAUUUAAAAGUUGUUGAGAAAGCAAAGAAAACCAUAAGAAACAAAAGAAUUGACGGAAAGAAGCAACAACAAUCAGUAAAGUAGCACAGGAGAAAGCAAGAACAACUAGUGCGCGCGACAAAGCGUUUGCUGGGAAGGAAGUGACGCGAAAUCAGCGGUGUAUCAAAUACCAAGAUUAAGUGUGCGCCAUUUCGGAAGCACGCAAAGCCUGAUUUUCGACGCUGAUUAGAGGCAGAAACAAAGUGAUUGCCGGAGCAAAGGAACAUUUGGCAUUCCUGGCAGUUAGCGGAGUACAUAAAGCAACAGAAGAAACAGCAAUUGUGGAGAAUCAACCGAAAAUAAUAACGGUCCCGCUGACGUGUGCUGCAAGUGUAGACAGGCAACAUUCGAAAAACAACAAAUCGCAAAAACAAAUACAAAGUGGGUGAUUCGACUGGGAAAAGUACUAAGUUAACUUGGCGCGUGUGAAAAGUUAAAGCAAGUUGCUGCAAGAAGAACAAAAACCAUUUUGUAAAAACCCAAAAAAAUAAAAACAAAAAAGUGAAUAAAAGAACAGAAAACCGUUUGUGUGUGUAAGUGUGUGAAGUGAAGGUUGCAGAAAUAAGCAUCUAGCUUUAACUCCAAACAUUUUGGUGUGCGAAACUGUAUGUGUGUGUACUUUUGCGCCCCUCACGUGUUAGCGUCAAGAUUAAAUUGACAGCGUUACACAUUACACGAAUUCCGACUUAAUUUUGGUGAAAUUUGUUUACCCGCUGUGUGCUAAAAUAAGAGCAGCGCUUUAAAAACAGUAUAAAUAGAGACCAGAGCUUCGCCCGCAGCAGCAUGUCAACGCCACUAGCGUCGCUUUCAAUGAUGUGGCACGAACAGCAUCGAUACCAUCAGCAGCCGCAAAGCAACAUGCGGCGUCCGCGUUCGCCUUUGGCGCGUUACUGGCCGCUGGCCAUUAUUUUGUUGCUGCAAUUGUUGCUCGCCACUGAUAAAGUGGACGCCAUCGAUUUGAGUCGCCUCUACGGACAUAUGGCCAACAACAUACAGAAGCGUAGCGAUGCCUGCCAUCCAUAUGAGCCGUUCAAAUGUCCGGGUGAUGGUAAUUGCAUUUCGAUUCAAUAUUUAUGUGAUGGUGCGCCCGAUUGCUCCGAUGGCUACGACGAGGACAUGCGACUUUGUACGGCAGCUAAACGCCCACCUGUUGAAGAGACCGCUUCUUUCCUACAAAGUCUAAUCGCCUCGCAUGGUCCCAAUUACUUGGAGAAGCUGUUCGGCAGUAAGGCUCGCGACGCACUCGCUCCGUUGGGGGGCGUGGAGAAGGUUGCCAUAGCCCUGAGCGAAUCACAGACGAUUGAAGAUUUUGGCGCCGCAUUGCACUUGAUGAGAUCCGACUUGGAGCACUUACGAUCCGUUUUUAUGGCUGUUGAAAAUGGCGAUCUCGGCAUGUUGAAGUCACUCGGCAUUAAAGAUUCCGAACUUGGCGAUGUGAAGUUCUUUUUGGAGAAAUUAGUCAACACCGGCUUUCUAGACUGAGUGGCGCCAGAUCCCGCUUCUGGAUUUUAUUAUGCACACGCACAACCCAUCAACCCUAAUUUUUACUCGUACUUGGGCACACCUUAUGACAACUACAACUACUAAAUACGAACACGUAUUCGGUCGACGUAGUUGAAAUAGGGAGAUGCCUGAUUUACGAAUAAAAAGCACACACAUACACAAGCAGACAUACACACCAACCACAACAAAUACAAACGCAGAUUCAUUGAUGCAGUGAUAUAACAAAAAUAGCAAAAAACACAUGAAAAAAGCAGUUGGAACAUAAUUCUUUCUCAAAUCUCAAAGUGAAGGAACAAAUUACAGUGAAAUCUUCAAGUUUCUUUCCAUUUUCUAAAACAAUAUUUUUUAUUUUGGAAUAUCGUUUAAUUACCAAAAUUUAAUUUUGACGUGUGUUUGCAAAUUUUUAUACAAAAAAAAAUUAUAGUAAAAACCACAAAAAAAUUGCAAAAAAUUAUAUGAGAACAAAAAAAUCGAUUGUGUUUAAAAAAAAUUAACUGAAAUAAAAUAAAGUUAGAAAGCGUUGCGUAGGUGUAAAAGCGGCGAAGAAGUAGAAAUAAAAUGCGAAAAUUGCAUAGUUCCAAGCAAACGCGAGAAUAUAUAGGUAUAGUGUUAGUAGUUGAGGCGUUUAUGCAGGUAUUGCAUACUUUCGGGGAUUGCAUGAGCAAAUACAAAUUACAACAAACAAAAUAUUGUAACUGGUUUUACUGCUACUAACUACGCUUUGUUUGUAUCCUUACUUUGCGCACUUUUUGCUUUACUCACUAACUAUAACGUUGCUUUCUUUUCGACAUCAAGUCAAUGCGCUAUUUUGAAAACUGAAAUUUUUGAGAAAAGAAUAGUGUACAUUAUAAAUAACAACAACUAACAAAAGUAUGAAAUAGUCAAUGGUUUUCAGUGAUAUCUCAAUGUGUACAUUCCAAUUCAAUCAUAAAAUAAUAAAAUGUGGAAGCAGGAUCGAUAUAAACAAUGAAAAAUCAAAAAUCAAAUGGUGAUUAUAAAAAAACAAAAUGCGAAAAAAUUGAGAAAUUUCUAUGUAAAAAAAAACUAUAUAGCGUAACCAAAAUGCAAUGUGUAUGUUGAAAAGUAGAAGAGUGCAAAACACAGGCAAUGCUGCAAAAAAACUUAUAAAUGAAAUAAGAAAUUUUUGAGAGUUUUCGAAAACUAAGAACAAACAAAAUAAACAAAGUGUGCAACUAAAAAUGCAAAACAAAAUAUAUAUAUAUAAAUAAAGCAACUGUUGUACCAGAAAAAAAAAAUUAUAAAAAAUACAAAAAUUACAACAAAAAAAUAUUGUAAAAAAAAUUUUAAAAAUUCUCUUCAUUCACUUAUGAGCAUGACUAAUGCCGCAGUACAAUUAGUAUGUAUGUAUCUCACAAUGGCUAUCAGUAUAUACCUUCCAGCUAAAGAAAAACAAACACUAACAAAUACGAAAAUAUCUUUCAACUUUUUUUUUUUUAAUUAAUAAACGCAUAGUUGUAAAUUAAAAAAAAAAUUUUUUGUGCAAAAAACCCGCUCUAAGGUAGGGUGGACUAGACAUUAUAAGCCAGUAAAGUAUACUAACUGAAUUUAUGGUCAACUAUAACAUAUCUCAUGUAUCUGCAUGUAUUCAAAAUUAUAAAAAAGUAGUUUUAGAAGAAAAACAUAUUAAAAAAAAACAAAAACAACCCUAGCAAGCCCUGCAGCUAUUUAAAAACCCGGUUUUCGAAAUGAAAGAGUAUUAAAAUAAAGAAAAUAAGUUUACAAAAAAAUAUUUCUUAAUAAAACACACACAUACAUAUCAAAUUUAGUAUAGAAAAUAUAC